GCCCAUUCUGGAGGGUCUCAACCCCGGUCAUGCUCUAACGAAAAGUCAUCGAGGCAUUCUAAGCACUCGAGUUAUGAGCCUCAAGAUCCACAUCGCUCUAAUGGUUCUGGCGAUCGAUCUUCGAGGUGUACCAAGUCAUCUAGACGUGAACAUCACCACCGACGUCAAGAACCUAGUCCUGUUGUAG
This is a messenger RNA of Perkinsus marinus ATCC 50983, 187 nucleotides long. RefSeq lists its product as hypothetical. The transcript has a single exon. The record is from RefSeq and is a predicted model, not a curated record. The annotation marks the transcript as partial. Lineage: Eukaryota; Perkinsozoa; Perkinsida; Perkinsidae.